AUGGAACCUCAAAGGAGACUUAAUCAUAUAAUGAAGAAAGUGGUAAUGAAGAAAAUCAUAAAAUGGCUCGAUGCUAGGGUAAUCUAUCCCAUAUUCGAUAGCUCUUGGGUUAGUCUGGUUCAAUGCGUGCCGAAGAAAGGUGGAGUGAUUGUGGUAAAGAAUGAAAAUGAAGAGCAUUUGACUACAAGAACCGUCACAUGCUGGUGGAUUUGUAUGGAUUACAAGAAACUAAACAAGGCGACAAAGAAAGACCACUUCCUCUUCCUUUCAUUGAUAAGAUGCUUGAUCGGUUACCAGGCAAGGCAUUUUACUAUUUCCUUGACAGAUAUUCUGGAUAUCGCCAUAUCACCUGAAGAUUAG
Messenger RNA from Hibiscus syriacus, 360 nucleotides. RefSeq lists its product as uncharacterized. NCBI's taxonomy places the organism in Eukaryota, Viridiplantae, Streptophyta, Magnoliopsida, Malvales, Malvaceae. The transcript has a single exon. Bases 1 to 360 code for a protein of 119 amino acids. The record is from RefSeq and is a predicted model, not a curated record.